Cololabis saira (Pacific saury) is the source of this 2680-nucleotide messenger RNA. RefSeq names its product adenosine monophosphate deaminase 1 (isoform M) (gene ampd1). Gene Ontology annotation, biological process: IMP salvage; AMP metabolic process. Gene Ontology annotation, cellular component: cytosol. The record is from RefSeq and is a predicted model, not a curated record. NCBI's taxonomy places the organism in Eukaryota, Metazoa, Chordata, Actinopteri, Beloniformes, Belonidae. Gene Ontology annotation, molecular function: AMP deaminase activity. The transcript has 15 exons. Bases 223 to 2388 code for a protein of 721 amino acids.
UUCAUUACUUAUCAUGCAUGGAACAGUUCAUCAACUGUCUCUUUUUAAUUUAUCAACUGUGUGAAUUUUUCUUUUUUUGGGGGGGGGUCAUCUUUACCCAUAACACCAUGAAUGUCACAUUUUCUAACCAAUGCUUUCCUAACACUCUCUUUUGCGGUCAUAUCCUGGUCGGUGCUACUCUACUGAUGGGCAUAAUCAGGUCAUGAGAAGACCGAUGACAAAAUGAGGGCCUUCGCGGAGACGGUCUUUGCAUCGGAGACCAAAGAUGAGAACGUCCGCGAUGAGAUCUCCAUGUUCGACGUGGCCGAGGACUGCCCCAUCCUUAACCAGGAGAUGGCCCACCAUCUGCACACCGAAGAUGAUAAAGAGAAACGCAAGAGGAAGUCACGCAGUCGCACCGUCACCGUGCCUGUGGCCGGUGCGAAGGAGGCCUUGGCCCCUGUAGUCACUGUGCAAGUGGAAACACCCAACUACCUGGAAGUUCCUGACUUCCAGAGGGUGGCCGUCAUCGGAGAUUAUGCUGCCGGGGUGACCAUGGAUGACUUUGAGUUGUCCUGUAAAGGUCUGUACCGCGCCCUGACCAUCAGGGAGAAGUACAUGAGGCUGGCCUAUCAGCGCUUCCCAAGGACAGCCUCCACCUUCCUCCGCCAAAUAGAGGGAGAGACCUUCAAAGUGGAAGAUCAGGUGCAGCCAGAAUUCACCGCUCCUCUGAAGGAAGGGGAAGACCCUUUCAACCUCAAGAACCUGCCGGAGAAUCUGGGCUACGUGGCCCGUAUGAAGGACGGUCUCAUCUAUGUGUACAACGACGCAGCAGCUGCCGACAAACACAAGCCCAAAGACCUGCCCCAUCCCGACUACGACACCUUCAUAGACGACAUGAACUUCCUCAUUGCUCUCAUUGCACAGGGCCCGACUAAGACAUACUGUCACCGACGUCUGAAGUUUCUCAUAUCUAAGUUCAAUGUGCACGAGAUGUUGAAUGAGAUGGAGGAGAUGAAAGAGCUGAAGCUGAACCCCCACAGAGACUUCUACAACUGUAGGAAGGUGGACACCCACAUCCACGCAGCCGCCUGCAUGAACCAGAAGCACUUGCUGCGCUUCAUCAAAAAGUCUUACCGUGUGGACGCUGACCGCGUUGUUGCCAACUAUAAAGGGAAGGAGGUCACUAUGAGGGAGCUGUUUGAAAACCUCAACCUGCACCCCUACGACCUCACUGUGGACUCACUGGAUGUGCACGCUGGUAGACAAACCUUCCAGCGUUUUGACAAGUUCAAUGCCAAGUACAACCCCGUAGGAGCGAGCGAGCUGCGUGAUCUCUACAUGAAGACAGAAAACCACAUCAACGGAGAAUACUUUGCCACCAUCAUCAAGGAAGUAGCCACUGACCUGGAGGAUGCAAAGUACCAGUAUGCUGAGCCUCGUCUGUCCAUCUAUGGUUGCAACCCCAACGAGUGGAGCAAGCUCUCCGGCUGGUUCGUCAAGCACAGAGUCUUCUCCCCAAACCUCAAAUGGAUGAUUCAAGUUCCCAGGAUCUAUGACAUCUUCAGAGGCCGAAACUUUGUGCCACACUUUGGGAAGAUGUUGGAGAACAUUUUCCUUCCCAUUUUCCAGAGCACCAUCGACCCGCAGUCCAACCCAGAGCUGAGCGUGUUCCUCAGACAUGUGACGGGAUUCGACAGUGUGGACGAUGAGUCCAAACACAGUGGCCACAUGUUCUCCACCAAGAGCCCCAAACCAGAGGAGUGGGACAUUGUCAAGAACCCCUCAUACACCUACUACAUUUAUUACAUGUAUGCCAACAUCGCUGUUCUCAACCAGCUGCGCAAACAGAGGGGGAUGAACACAUUCACGUUCAGGCCUCACUGUGGAGAGGCCGGUGCCGUCACCCACUUGCUGGCUUCCUUCAUGACUGCUGACAACAUCUCUCACGGUCUUAACCUCAAGAAGAGUCCUGUGCUGCAGUACCUGUACUUCUUGGCCCAGAUGCCGAUUGCCAUGUCCCCCCUCAGCAACAACAGCCUGUUCCUGGAAUACGCCAAGAACCCCCUGCUGGAGUUCCACCAGAAAGGCCUGGUGGUGUCUCUGUCCACCGACGACCCCAUGCAGUUCCACUACACCAAGGAACCUCUGAUGGAGGAGUACGCCAUCGCAGCUCAGGUCUUCAAACUGAGUACAUGCGACAUGUGUGAGAUCUCCAGGAACAGUGUGCUGCAGAGUGCCUUGUCUCACGAGGAGAAGGUCAGAUUCCUUGGUGCAGAUUAUCUCAAAGAGGGUCCAGAGGGUAACGACAUCCGCAAGACCAACGUGGCCCAGAUCCGAAUGGCGUUCCGCUUUGAGACCCUGUGCUACGAGCUCAACCUCAUCAAGGAUGGCGUGAAGAGCGACUGAACACUUUAAAACUCUUCUCCAAUGUGAUGUAGAAAAGGUUUCGGAAAUUGUUUUUAUAGUGACUUUCCAGCAAGUUCUUCUUAAAGUAACAGACCUUCGUAAUAGGCCGUUGUUUUCUCCUUUGAAGGAGGGAAAGUUUACAUUUUUGUCCUCGCUCUAAAUAAUUUAAACAUCUUGUUCAUGUAACAGUCUGUUUAUAUUGCGGAAGAAAAAAAACCCACCAUGGAUGAGAUUCAUUGGAAAUAAAACGUCAAAAAUGCAUAAUUUAUUUAUGUAUUUAUUUAUUAAGUGA